This is a messenger RNA of Puntigrus tetrazona (Sumatra barb), 1302 nucleotides long. Its product is annotated as chemokine XC receptor 1-like. NCBI's taxonomy places the organism in Eukaryota, Metazoa, Chordata, Actinopteri, Cypriniformes, Cyprinidae. Gene Ontology annotation, biological process: immune response; G protein-coupled receptor signaling pathway; chemotaxis. Gene Ontology annotation, cellular component: membrane. The coding region runs from base 246 to 1250 and encodes 334 amino acids. The record is from RefSeq and is a predicted model, not a curated record. Gene Ontology annotation, molecular function: chemokine receptor activity. The transcript is spliced from 2 exons.
AGAAAGCAGGUGACUUUCCUAUUGUAUUUGUUGCCUCUUAGUAAAGCUGUUACUUAAAAUGUAAAGAUCACAAAGCCACUUCAGUUUCCUCUUAGCAAGUGAGAUGAAAGGAUUUAGAGUCUGAGGUUUGAGGGGGAUGUUUGUUAUUUACCUUUAUCAUACAAGCAUCUCUCAGAAAUCACCAGAACAACACACCGCUCUUUAUAAUUCACUGAUAUGAUGCAUUCAUCUGCAGUGAUCAGUUAAUGAGCUGUUCUGACACAAGAUCAUCAAUAAUUCAGUGUACAAACAUUAGAGAUCCAAACCUGGACAAAUCUGACACCAACAUGACUGAGGAGUACCCUGACCUUAACUACCACACUGACUAUGAAGACCAGCUGUGUCGCAAAGAGGAGGUGGUUAAAGUCGGAGCAAUUCUCAUUCCACUUUUUUUCACAGCGGUGGUUGUGUUGAGCUGCAUCGGUAACAUCCUCGUUCUGGUCAUCCUCGCGCUCUACAAAGGCCUCAAAUCUCUGACCAAUUUCUUCAUCCUCAAUUUAGCCGUGUCGGAUCUUCUCUUCACUUUCGGACUUCCAUUCUGGGCCUCGUACUACAUCUGGGGUUGGACCUUUGGAGAGGCUGGCUGUAAAGCGGUGAAGUUUCUCUUCUAUGUCGGUUUUUACAGCAGCGUGUUGUUCUUGACUCUGAUGACCGUUCAGCGUUACAUGGCGGUGGUUCAUCCUCUGUCCGACUGGGAGAGGUGCAGAUGUUUUUCACUCGCUCCUUUUGUUAUUUGGAUCUUGAGUGGAACGGUUGCGCUGCUCGGUUCACUUCACAGCAGAGUCAUGACACAAUCUGACAGCCAGUAUUGUGAAUACGGCACUUUUGAAUGGAAAUCCGCCGUUGCUUAUUUUCAAAAUGCGUUUUUCUUCAUUGCAUUUGUAAUCAUGGGAUACUGCUAUGGCAGAAUGCUUCGGACGAUUACAAAAUCACAGGCUAAGUCGGAUCACAAGACUGUUAGAAUAACAUUUUUUAUUGUGCUGCUGUUUUUUAUCGGUUGGGCUCCAUAUAACAUCGUCAUGUUCUUAAAAUCAUUGACAAUCCAUCCAUUCACAGACUGUGACGUAAGCAUAAGACUUGACUAUGCAUAUUAUGCGUGCCGGAUGUUAGCGUUCUCUCACUGUUGCAUAAACCCAGCGAUUUUAAUAUUUGUAGAUGCAAAGUUUUGUAAUACUUUGCGAGAAAUAUCCAAGAAGGUUUGUUCUGUGUAAAGACUCAAGUGUAUAAAUAAAAGUUUAAUAAAAGUCUCAGAAAUAUUCAGUA